Molecule: messenger RNA, 668 nt
Organism: Orbicella faveolata
Lineage: Eukaryota; Metazoa; Cnidaria; Anthozoa; Scleractinia; Merulinidae
Molecular function (GO): metallopeptidase activity
Source: RefSeq, a predicted model, not a curated record
AGACAAUUCACACAAAAUUAAUUUAUAUAGGGAACAUGUUCAUUAACAUGGCAAUUUCCAGCACAUUUGCGAUGUGUAAACAGAUGUAUCACUCUUGUCAGCGCAUAUUUUGGCGUAAGAAAUCGGGUGAGGUAAAGACGUGAAACAUACAGACUGAGGUAAUUUUGGCCGCAACACAACUCACGACGGAGAGCUGCGUUUAACGUUUGCUGGUCACCUCUGACUCGAUGACAAUUUCUUUUUCUCUACGAUUUAUGAGCAUAUUGCUAUGAAGUUUCUGAGGCUUUUUUAUUUAAGAACUCUGCUGGCAACAUUCUUGGCUGUCCGCUGUUAUGGUGAAUCGCCGCCGAUUAUGAAGCGAACAUGUGGUGUUGAAAAUGCGAGAGAAAAUCGCCCCAAAUCUUCUGAAUCUCCGUAUGUUCCUCAGAUCGACAACAUCCUCAUGAAGAACGCAAUAAAGAGCCACGACAAGGACGCUUAUAACGCUUUGUUCAACCGCAACAUGCAAUGCAAAGAACGGUACCUUGUCCCCAUUGCCUGGCACGUUAUCUACGACCCACAGGGGAGAGGUAAUGUUUCAGAUGCCAUGUUGGAGGAACAAGUCAAAGUGUUGAACAGUAAGUGGUGAUCGUUUAACAAAUUGACCAUUUUGUUAUUGUAAAAAACAA